Messenger RNA from Zonotrichia leucophrys gambelii, 846 nucleotides. It is a transcript of the gene C18H17orf67, whose product is annotated as chromosome 18 C17orf67 homolog. The coding region runs from base 63 to 335 and encodes 90 amino acids. Lineage: Eukaryota; Metazoa; Chordata; Aves; Passeriformes; Passerellidae. The record is from RefSeq and is a predicted model, not a curated record. The transcript has 4 exons.
UAGGAGAAUGCCUCGGUCAGGGUUGCUCAUUUUGGAACAGACUGAGAGAAAGCAGAAUCAAAAUGAAGAAGUUUCUUCUGUUGGUCUCCUUUUUGGUCCUGCUGACUACUGUUACAGAAACUUCACCAAUUUUGUCUGAAAAAGAUGCCAAACAGAUGCUGAGGACUCGUCGUGAGGAGAGACCAAGAAAAGCUGGUUUCCCUGAUGAACCAAUGAGGGAGUACAUGCUUCACCUCCAGCGCUUGGAGCAGAGAUCAGAAGAGCAAUUCCUUGAACAUUGGCUGAAUCCUCAUUGCCUCCCACACUGCAACAGGGACCUGGUGCACCCAAUCUAAUGGGAUUGCCCACCCUCCAACUGAUCUCCACAUGGAUUUAUACAUGAUUAAGGAGGACAAGUUUAUUCCUGCAUUGGCUACGUGCUCACUGUAGAGCAGAACCUCUCUGCAAUCCUCAUGGUACAGCAGAACUUCCAGCUCUGAGUGCCCUGAUGAGCUCUAGAUCACCAUUUAUUUUCUGCCAGCAAUGAUUGCAUGCAUGAAUAACUGAAUUGAGGGUUUCCACAGUUUCUGAGGUUUGGGCAACUUAUUAGUCCUAGAGUGUCCUUUCAAGGGCACAGGGUUAGACUGUCUGAAGCAAGAGGAACUUGGAGGGAGAGGUCAAUAGAAAAUUGCAGAAUAGCAACAUGAAGAGAAGGCCAGCUUUCUGGGCUUUGGAGGAAUCCUUAAUUACAUUUUCCUAGGUUAAAUAACAAUAUUUCAUGAAGACACAUCAUUUAUGUAACACUAUUUCCUACUGCUUGAUGAGUAUUUCAUGUAUUGUUUCAUAAUAAAAGCUUGACUCAAUUUC